Molecule: messenger RNA, 987 nt
Organism: Cyphellophora attinorum
Lineage: Eukaryota; Fungi; Ascomycota; Eurotiomycetes; Chaetothyriales; Cyphellophoraceae
Product: Peroxyureidoacrylate/ureidoacrylate amidohydrolase RutB
Exons: 1
Coding region: 1-987 (328 amino acids)
Source: RefSeq, a predicted model, not a curated record
AUGAACACAACAGACUCAUCCCACAGGAAAGGCAUCGUUGGCACAGCAGAGUCCUUCUGGCUGUACGAUAGCGAAACUGGGUUUGACUUGACACAUCCAGCCACACCAGAUGCCGAGCCUUUGCAGCCCCGGUACACAAUCCGGACCACGACGCUGCCGAUCACUGUGCACCCACCGCACAGCGCACUGGUCAUCAUUGACAUGCAGAACUUCUUCCUUUCGCCCCAGCUUGGACGUCCCUCCGAUUCUAAAGGUCUGAAAGCUCAGCAGCAACUCCUCAAGUAUGCCAUACCUGCUGCUCGAAAGGCUGGCAUCCGUAUCAUCUGGUGCAAUUGGGGACUCACUGACGACGACAUGAAACUUAUGAACCCUGCCACGUUCCGGGCCUUUGGCUUCGAGACUGUGCCCGCGGAGGACUUCGGCAGAUACCAUGAGAUCCAGCCGAAAGAGGCCGCGAUCGACUCACACGGCGUCAAUGAAGCUGCUCCAGCCAUCAGCAAAGCCAAGGUCGAAACCGGCGGCAAGAACCCUCGCAUCUACAAAGGUCUCGGCUCCGACAUUGGCGACGUCGAGAUCGAGGAUGGUAGCACCGUGCCUGGUGGACGACUCCUUUUCCGUAAUACCUGGAAUGCGGGCUUGACUCCUGAGCUCGAUGCAGCAUAUCGAGAGGGCUUGAAGGCGAAUCCGCCAGAUGUGUGGAUGCACAAAGAUCGCAUGUCUGGUCUCUGGCAUCCCAAGACCCAGUGUGCGGAGUUCCUGAAGAAGGAUGGCAUUCGGACUUUGUUCUUUACGGGGGUCAACACGGAUCAGUGUGUCGGUGGAUCGCUGCAGGACGCCUUUACUACGGGCUUCGACUGUGUGCUGCUGUCUGAUGGUGCUGCGACUACGAGUCCGGAUAGCAGUCAGGAGAGUAUUGUGUUCAAUUGUGAGAAGACGUGGGGUUUUGCGACGACGUGUCAGCGCUUUGCGGAGGGCGUCGGUGCUUGA